CCAAUAUGGCGGCUUAAAAUUGUUUUGGCUAGUAGCGGAGAAAAAGAUACAAAAAAUUAACAAGGAUUAAAGCAUUAUAUUGGCCCAAAUUGGCUAUUUUAAUAUACUAAAUGACUAGGUGCUGUAACAACUGUGAAAAUUUAUGGUAUAGUUUUAAAAAUGACUUAAAAAUUUCAGUUUAGUGCGAAGAAUUCUAAGACUCACAUAAAGUUGUAUAUGUUUCGUCGAAAAGUUAAAAGCGUUGAUUACGCAGCAAUUCACGAAAGAUACCAAGACACUGCUUUAGUUAUCUACAAGAAACAGCAGCAAGAAUUAAAAGGGAGAUCGGACAAGCGAACGUCAAGAAAACAAUCAAUAAGGCGAUUGCCUGGCAGUUUAAGAUGGUCUAAUCGUGGAGAAAGCUCGAACGAUUCAGCUCAGAGAAGGAACAAUGAUGUUUCAGCUGUACUCAGUACAGCACACAUAGAGGACGAUUUCAGAGAAAGGGGUGAUGAAGGAGUGAUAUCUGCAGAUAAUGACGGAGAGGGGUUAGAAGAAAAUCGGUUGGGAGUUCAAUCGAAAGUCUGCUCUGUUCUUUGAACAACGUAUAUGAUACAGAACACCUGAUACCAAUACACACCUAAUCUAUAUUAAUAUGUAUAUAUGUACAAAUCUGCCCUGGAACCUUAUAUUGGCCUAGUUUAAUAUGGAUUGUCCGUUGAGACGGAUUGAACAGGCGAAUCUUUCUACAACACUGGCUCAGACAAGCUCUAGUUUCAUUCGUGUCUCUAGUCUCAUUCGCAGACGCUCUCGGGGAGUUUAAAGCCCUGUUUACACUACGCUCUCAAUUUUUGGUACGGCACGGAUAAAAUUGUAGGACUACCUAUUUAGGUAGUCCAAAAACCAAAAAGUGGUACGGUACCAAAAAUUGAGCGUAGUAUAAACGGGGCUUAGCUAAAUAUAUAGGUAGUCCAAGAACCAAAAAAGUGGUACGGGUACCAAUUUUAUCCGUGCCGUGCCAAAAAUUGAGCGUAGUGUAAACGAACAACGGGUACGGAAUACGGUUGAGAGCUUGUUUUCGCGUUGCUUUAACAGAGGCAGACAAAAUCCCCAGAGCAUACUUUUCACCGUAGCGACCUUGGCUACAGGGUAAAAAUCAUAUUCUUGUGUUGUAAAACAGAAUCGAGAACAUAGGCAUAGCACCGAAAAAAUGAUGCAAUAUAAAGAAAUGAUGAAAAUUAAAAGAUGAAACUUACCGAACACAAAGCCAUGCACAUAAAACAUAUUUGGGAUAAAUUUGUUUUGACAAGCAUUUAGUAUUUGCAUACAUAUAACAAAAACUAUUUCAAGCGUAGUCGGUAGUUUGUCGUCAAGAUCUUAAACUCCCUACGUUAUCGUACGUGAUAGCAAGUCUGCGAAGGAGACUGCCAGACUGGUGUUCGUGUUGGUAUCUAGGAAAUCAGUAGAACUACCGUGACUUUGAAAGAAUGUGUUGUGUCUAGUUGUUCGUGUAGGAACUAUAAAAUAUUAAAUGAUGUCAAAAUCUUGUCAAGAUCUAAAAAUUUGUACCACCGGCACCGGACAGCAUUUUUUUUUCAGUCUUUCUAAAAUUGUCAGAAAAUCCUGUGAAAACACGGAUAUCGAACCCACCACACAGUUGAUAAAAAGAAACUUUAAUUUAGAAUCGGGGUUUACCAACAAAACGGACGAUUUUAGAAAGUUUGAAAAAUUCUCAAUCCGGCGGAUAGCGGUGUAGUGCUACAGAAAGAUGUAGAACAUUCUAACGGUCAGAGUAUAGCCAAAUCACAUUUUACCGAUUGAAAAAAAAAACAAGUUAUCUUCUUGCUUACAGCCAGGCGUGUGGGCGCGAGUAAUAUAUAUAUAUACAGGCAUCAAUAUUAAAAUAGAUUUCUUUAUUAAUCAAGGCAAUUUGAAAAUAUUUACGCUGAGUAAUUUCCAACGCGAUGUGAGAGAACUAAUUAAUAUGUAAAUGA
Paramuricea clavata is the source of this 1973-nucleotide messenger RNA. Lineage: Eukaryota; Metazoa; Cnidaria; Anthozoa; Malacalcyonacea; Plexauridae. The record is from the annotation of a GenBank genome assembly.